ACAACAUGAAUUAAUGUGUAUAUAUACAAUAUUUUACGCAUAAGUAUUGUAUAUUUUUUUGUAGAUAUGACUCAACGGUUGUAAUUACUUUUGGCAAGCGGUGAAUAUCUAAUUGUCCCACCCAAAAAAAAAAAAAAAAACUUAGUAUCGGUGCAAUUGGAUGUCUAGUGUUUUUCAGUCAGGAAGUUGUUUUGAUAGUUUUCUUAAUUGUUGAAGUUUUAUAUAUCUUGAUUCGUAAUUUACAUAUGGACUGCAACAGCUACGCUGUAAAAUGGUUGCACAACAUAUUUGCAGCCAAGUGACCUCAUCGAAAUUUUUUGUCAGACAGAGUGAUAGUCAAACAGAAAAUCUGUGUACAUUUUGUUAUUAAGUAAUGCUGAUGGUAAUCUGAUCUAUAGUCAUGAGAUUGUCUUUUUGGAUUUGACUUCAAAAUGAGCAUUUAAAAUUAAUUAACAGAAAAUCUUAUUGUGGAUUAUGUUGAUCACACUUGAGAAAAUUACAUUAACUUCGUCACCUCUCUAUAUAACAUCUUCAUAAGAUUAGCAAAGGUGAUAUAUGUGCUCAUAUACUUCAAUUCACCUCUAGCUCGUACAUAUAGUAAGUCAGCUUAGUCUCGGUUUAGUGCUUUCAUUUUAUGUUAAUUAAUUUGGUUGCUUAAACAUUAGUCUGGCAUAUAUCUAGACAUUUAUCCCCUAUAAAAUAAAUUUAUGAAUUCGGGCAAAUAUUGAUGCAUCAAAGAAUUUUUGGAUGAAUUCUCUUAUCGUUAUAUUUUCUUCUGAGUUACAAUGGGGUUCAAGGAGAGACAGUUGUCCAAACUGGAAGACUUAGAGAUAGAGAAACAACUUCACCUUUUGAACAAACUAGCGGUCAAAACAAUUAAGACUAUAUAUGGUGAUACAUAUGAUUGUGUGGAUUUCAAUAAACAACUUGCAUUCGAUCAUCCGUUAUUGAAGAAUCAUAAUUUUCAUCCCCAGCCAUGUCUCUUAAAUGUCCAUUUUAUGUUGAGCUUUAUAGAAAUGCAUAUACGAUAUUGUGAAUUUGUGAUGCAUAAUUUAGUUUUAAAUCUCCAGAUGAAACCUACUUUAGCGACAACAAAGCAAAAUGCAGAUAACUCGUCAACUAGUCCGGCAUCGAGGAUAUGGUUAAAUGGCAAAGGUUAUGCCCCUAGAACAGUUCCAAUUAAAAGAACUACAAAAGAAGAUCUUAUCAGACACAGAAGUAUGCCACCACCGGAAGAUGUCACAGUUAAUGCUCAAUUGACUACGACUAACAACAAUAGCGAGCCAAAAGGAAUAUACAGAUCUUCACAAGAAUACAAGGUUGCAGUAGCUCGGACUGAAAAUAACCCAAAUAAUAAGUUUGCAGGAGCUGAAAUGGCAACUAGUGUAUGGAAUCCUUCUGUUAAAGGGAGGAUACUCGAAAAGAUGCAGCUGUUGUGUACAUGGACCAGAGACCUUGACUGGCAAGUUUUGAUGCACUCACCGUCUCUACCUUCUGAUGAUUUAGCGAGUCCAUGA
Molecule: messenger RNA, 1517 nt
Organism: Lycium ferocissimum
Lineage: Eukaryota; Viridiplantae; Streptophyta; Magnoliopsida; Solanales; Solanaceae
Exons: 5
Coding region: 786-1517 (243 amino acids)
Source: RefSeq, a predicted model, not a curated record